This is a messenger RNA of Phaedon cochleariae (mustard beetle), 1176 nucleotides long. Lineage: Eukaryota; Metazoa; Arthropoda; Insecta; Coleoptera; Chrysomelidae. The record is from the annotation of a GenBank genome assembly.
AUGGCAACACGUUCCACAUCCUCUACCCCACAUCCCCAAACUCCCCCCUCACCUAACCUAAGCAACGACGACUCGAUUGAGUCUGAUAUUUCCUAUUCAGACAGAACAAUGCUACAAAAAAUAACCAAAACUCUGAAUUUUUCCUCCGCGCUCAAAGCAAACAAUAACACCAGCAACCCCAACCCCCCUCCCACUUCCUCCUCCAACAACACCAACACCAACACUCAACAAACCUUCAACCUAAGAUCCCUUCCAACCAGAUCCCAGAAACAACUUCACAACCCCAUGAAUACUCAUGAAAUCCUAAGGAACCAAAUCCUAUUUUUAAAAGCCAACCUCAAUCAAACGGCACUGCUUAAAAUAAACUCAAACAUAACACAAUCACAACUCGAAACUAAACUCAAAAACGCAACCGGAGAGAACUCAAUCCGCGUAAUCCUCCUAAAUCCCAGAAUCCUUCCAAAUAAAAAACCGCCAACCACAAGGAAUCCCACGUUCUCUAUGGUGAUCAAGGGUGUCCCCAAAGACAUCACCAUGGAGGAUCUGGAAGAAUCCUUCAAAGAAAUCAGUUUCCCAACAAUUGAAUUCUGGAGAAUCACCUCUCGGGCAACCAACCAACCCACAACCCUAAUCAGAGUCAUCACUGACUCUGAAUCCUGCUAUUCCCGAGCCCUAAACUUAGGAAUUUCAUUCUUCGGAAUGAAAUUCCAGGUUGAACCAUCCAAUCCCAAUCCUAUCCCCCCUAUCCCAAAAUACUGUAGCAGAUGCGCGGAAAACGGACAUUCCCUAGAGGAAUGCAAAAACCGUAUUUCGUGUCCUCAUUGCGGCGAGGAACAUAAACCACAACAAUGUCCUAAAAUCCAGAACCCUAAAUGCAAAAAUUGCAAUGGAGACCACCCCGCCUUUUCCCCCAAAUGCCCCAAAAGGGCCGAACCCCCCCAAACCCCAUCAGAAGUCGCCCCGGUAGUCCUAACCCCCCUCCCAAUCCUCCCAGAGCUUACCGAAGCCACAAAAACAAUAAUCAUGCUAAACACAAUCGUAUUAAUCAAUACCUUGCCGGAAAGACGACAACUGAUUCUCACGAGUCUGAACAAAAAUAUGCAGGUCCUAUUUGGACACACAUGCAUAUGUACAUGCUCGGGAGGUCAGGUGAAGUUUUUCUUCAACAAAAUCUGA